UAUGAGAAGCUGCCUCUUGAUUUGAACCCUCCGAACCGAACCGAAGCCAACAGAGCAAAAUCACUAGUGGAUGACCAAAUGUAGCUCACCCCACGAAUUGUCUUGCUUUCCUUGAAUUUGAUGUACUGAUUUCAUGAUUGGAUAGAUCUGGUUAACACGACCCCACGAGGCACAUGCGUGACUGGGCGAGCGGACGUACAAGAUUUGGCUCGAAAACGUGACAUUUAACUUGUUUUAUUGCGUGCGCGGAGUUUUGGUUGUUGGGUCACGUCACGAGAUGAGGACGCCGUCGCCGUCUGUAUCCGUGCUGGUGCUGCUGCUGUUUGACUCCUGGCCGCCGGUGACCACGGUGAGGCCUGCAGAGGGUUGGCAAGUGUUCGGUUCAGCACAGGACGCCGGUGGCCGUUGCGUGUGUACGGUGGUGGCGCCCGGGCAGACUCUAUGCUCCCGGGAUGCCAAAGGACGCCAGCUGCGACAACUCCUGGAGAAGGUCCACAACAUGUCUCAGUCUAUGGAGGUUCUGAACCUACGCACUCAGAGGGAUUUCCAGUACAUCAUGAGGAUGGAAAGCCUCAUUAAAGGUCUACGCUCCAAGUUUAGACAGAUUGACUCGGACAGGAGGACGCUUGCAAACAAAAAUUUCCAGGAGCUGAAGGAGAAGAUGGACUCGCUGCAGCCGCUAAUCCCGGUGCUGGAGCAGUACAAGACGGACGCCGGGAUCAUCUCACGGUUCAAGGACGAGAUCGGGAAUUUGUCAGCCGUCUUGCUGGCCGUGCAGGAGCAGAUGGGAACUUUUGACUACGAGCAGCUCAACCUAAAAGUCAGCAGCUUGGAAAACCGCCUGAGAAGCUGCAUGAGCAAACUCACAUGCGGCAAACUGAUGAAGAUCACUGGUCCACUCACAGUGAAGACAUCCGGGACGAGAUUUGGCGCAUGGAUGACAGACCCGCAGGCGUCCCCCAAAAACAACAAGGUUUGGUACAUGGACGGCUACACCAACAGUAAGAUUGUGAAGGAGUAUAAAUCCAUGUCAGACUUUGUGUCAGGUGUGGAGUCUCGCACGUACACGUUGCCGUUCAAAUGGGCGGGGACCAACCAUGUGGUGUACAACGGAUCACUUUACUACAACAAGAUGCAGAGCAACAUCAUCGUGCGCUACAGCCUGGGCAUGGGCCGCGUCAUCGCACAGCGAGCGCUGGAACGGGCCGGCUUUCACAACGUGUACCCGUACACAUGGGGCGGCUUCUCCGACAUCGACCUAAUGGCCGACGAGCUUGGCCUGUGGGCAGUCUACGCCACCGACCGCAACGCCGGCAACGUGGUCCUGAGUCGCAUGGACCCUGACACGCUGAGGGUCAUCGCCACGUGGAACACCGAGUACUCCAAGCGCAAUGCGGGCGAGGCCUUUAUGAUCUGUGGGACGCUCUACGUCACCAACUCUCACCUGACCGGCGCUAAGGUGUACUACUCAUACUCCACCAGCACGUCUACCUACGAGUACAUUGACAUACCCUUCCACAACCAGUACUUCCACAUGUCCAUGCUGGACUAUAACGCCCGAGAUCGAGCGCUCUACGGGUGGAACAAUGGACACCAGGUGCUUUUCAACGUGACGCUCUUCCAUGUCAUCAAGACAGACGAUGAUGCUUAAAUAGCACGUUUGUCUGAUUACCUGUGCUAUUGUCAUCGUUUACAGUGGAUAGCAAAAGUCAAAAUUCCAGGAUUUUGUCAAAAAGUCUAAAAUAAUAUAGCUAAGCUUUAUGUGGCCCAUAUGCCUUCUUGUGCUAAAACAAAAAUGUCAUAAAAAGCCUACAAGAACAACUACAUUUUGUCAAAUGUGUGCUGACUCAAAUUUUAGGUCAGAGUAAAAGUGUCAAAUUUUCUGAAACUGUUUUUUUGGUUGCAUUGUUUUAUAUCUACUAUAUAUGGCAUUAAAAGAA
Corythoichthys intestinalis (scribbled pipefish) is the source of this 1940-nucleotide messenger RNA. RefSeq names its product noelin-3-like. The record is from RefSeq and is a predicted model, not a curated record. Lineage: Eukaryota; Metazoa; Chordata; Actinopteri; Syngnathiformes; Syngnathidae. The coding region runs from base 278 to 1651 and encodes 457 amino acids. Gene Ontology annotation, biological process: signal transduction. The transcript has 6 exons.